AAACAACAACAACUAAAUGAAAUCCAAAUUCAAUUGCCAAUUCGUUACUUGAAAACAAUUAGUGUUAUUUCACAGGAGGGUGCUCCCACAUCCCACCCACGACACUGCUAUAUAGCUCCCACCCUACGGCUCUACGUGGACGCGCAGUGCGAGUGCACGCACGGUACGACUGGCAGCGGUUGUAGACGAGAAGAAAAAGGAGAGAGAGCAGAGCAGAGAGGAGCUGUGGGAGGAAGGAGACGUGACGGGAGGACUCAAAACAGAAGCUCCCAGGACUACGACACACACACACAGAGAAGGGAAACAUAAAAAACGGGAUCAUAUCUAGCAGUAGAUUUGGAGGUUUGAGCAGCGGGAUACGUGGUGCGGGCUGUUACGCACGACAACGUUUCCCUGCGGUAAAAUCAGCCUGAGUUUUUGGACAGGAGGCGCACGGCUUGCCUGCUCUUCCUCGUCAGAAAAGAGGGUUUAUAUUGGGGAGGUUUACGGAGCAGCGGACUGAAGGCACACUGGAGGAGACACAAAUCCCAGCAUAGAACCUCGGGACCAACGGGAAACAGAGGCGGUGAAACUGGAGGAUCAAUGAGGAUGAUGGAGCCAUUAGUGACACUAUGACCCUGGCGAGUUGGGAUGUCCUGAUUCAGUCCUCCAGGCCUAGAGAACGGUGUGCUGAUGGGACCUGCUGCGCCACCAUGAACUUACAAGAUGGCGGCUGCAGCUAUGCCAGCAGCGCCAACAUGGCCACCGCUAGUGGCAGCAUGCGGCGGCGCCUGGAGGACCAGGAGUUCACCCUGCGUGUCUACCCGGGCGCCCUGGCUGAGGGCACCAUCUACUGCCCCGUCACCGCCCGCAAGAACACCACAGCUGCUGAAGCUAUCGAGUGCCUCAUCGAACGGUUGCACCUGGAGCGUACCAAAUGCUACGUGUUAGCUGAGGUGAAGGAGUUCGGCGGGGAGGAAUGGAUCCUGAACCCCGGUGACUGCCCUGUUCAGCGGAUGAUGCUGUGGCCGCGAAGCGCCCUGGAGAACCGCAGCGGCCUGGGCAGUGGCGAUGACUACCGCUUCCUCCUGCGGGAGAAGAAUCUGGACGGAUCUAUUCAUUAUGGCGGCAGCCUGCAAAUGUGGCUGCGGGUGACUGAGGAGCGUCGGCGCAUGGUGGAACGGGGUUUCCUCCCCCAGCCUGCAGGGAGUGACCCUCCGUCCGACCUCUGCGCUCUUCCAGAGCUAACAGAGCGUGCCAUUUUGGAAAGCCUUCGUGCACGUUUCCGCCAGGAGAAGAUCUACACUUACAUUGGGAGUAUUCUUAUUGUGAUUAACCCCUUCCAGUUCCUGCCAAUCUACAAUCCUAAAUAUGUCAAAUUGUACGACAACCACAGACUGGGCAAGCUGGAGCCCCACAUUUAUGCUGUGGCGGAUGUGGCGUAUCACGCCAUGCUACAGCGACGGAAGAACCAGUGCAUAGUCAUUUCUGGUGAGAGCGGGUCUGGGAAAACCCAGAGCACCAACUUCCUCAUUCACCACCUGACUGCACUCAGCCAGAAGGGAUUCGCCAGCGGGGUGGAGCAGAUCAUCCUGGGAGCGGGGCCUGUGUUGGAGGCCUUUGGGAACGCUAAGACAGCUCACAACAACAACUCCAGCCGCUUCGGCAAGUUCAUCCAGGUCAACUACCAGGAGAGCGGCACCGUCAGGGGAGCCUAUGUGGAGAAAUACCUGCUGGAGAAAUCCCGUCUGGUGUACCAGGAGCACAAUGAGAGGAACUACCAUGUGUUCUACUACCUUUUGGCCGGAGCCAGUGAAGAGGAGAGGAAGUCCUUCCACCUGCUCAAACCUGAGGAAUACCACUACCUCAACCAGAUGACAAAGAAAUCACACAAACUCCACUGGGACAAUUACUUUGAGAGCGAUCUGCAGGACUGCUUCACAGUGGAAGGAGAGGAUCUGAAACACGACUUUGAGCGGCUGCAGCUGGCUAUGGAGAUGGUCGGCUUCUUACCCACCACACGCAAACAGAUCUUCUCCCUGCUGUCAGCAAUCCUCCACCUGGGGAACAUCCGCUACAAGAAGAAGACCUACAGGGACGAUUCCAUCGACAUCUGCAACCCAGAGGCCCUCCCCAUCGUCUCAGAACUGCUGGAGGUCAAAGAGGAGAUGCUGCUGGAAGCGCUGACAACAAGGAAGACGGUUACUGUCGGAGAGAGGCUCAUUGUACCCUACAAACUUGCUGAGGCAGGCACGGUGAGGGACUCCAUGGCCAAGUCGCUGUACAGCGCGCUGUUUGACUGGAUUGUGUUCAGGACCAACCAUGCCCUGCUAAACAACAGGGACCUGGAGGACAACUCAAAGAUUCUGUCCAUAGGAGUCCUGGACAUCUUUGGCUUUGAGGAUUAUGAGAACAACAGCUUUGAGCAGUUCUGCAUCAACUUCGCCAACGAACGGCUGCAGCACUACUUCAACCAACACAUCUUCAAAUUAGAACAGGAGGAGUACAGGGCAGAGGGCAUCACCUGGCACAAUAUCGACUACAUCGACAACAGCUGCUGCAUCAACCUCAUCAGCAAGAAGCCCACAGCACUGUUCCACCUGCUGGACGAGGAGUGCAAUUUCCCCCAGGCUUCCAACCAGACCUUGCUGGACAAGUUCAAGCGUCAGCAUGAAGGAAACAGCUACAUCGAGUUCCCUGCUGUCAUGGAGCCCGCCUUCAUCAUCAGACACUACGCUGGUAAAGUCAAGUACGGAGUCAAGGACUUCAGGGAGAAGAACACUGACCACAUGCGUCCCGACAUUGUGGCCUUGCUCAAGAGCAGCAAGAACGCCUUCAUCUGCAGCCUGAUGGGAAUCGACCCCGUGGCGACCUUCCGCUGGGCCGUGCUGCGAGCCUACUUCAGAGCCCUGGUGGCUUUCAGGGAGGCCGGCCGCAGACACACCCACAAAAAAACUGGGAAUGAUGCUGCAGUUCCCUCUGCUGUUGUCAAAACUGUCGACAGCUUCAGUUUCCUUCACCACCCGGUUCACCAGAGGAGCCUCGAGAUCCUUCAAAGAUGCAAAGAUGAGAAAUACAGUAUCACCAGGAAGAAUCCCCGAACACCUCUGUCAGAUCUUCAAGGUACCAACGCCCUGAAUGAGAAGGCCAGCUGGGAUAGCUAUGGUGUUGGCUGUAACGGUCGCAGCUCCAGGUCUGGUCGUCUCUCCUCGACGGGAAGUCCCGCCCUGGAAGAAGAUGGGAUUUUCCUCAACACGACCAGCAGCAAGCUCCUGGAGAGAGCUCAGGGCAUCCUACUGAGAAACAAAAACUGCAAAAGCAAGCCGACCCUUCCCAAGCACUUGUUGGACGUGAAGUCUCUGCGCUACCUGAGCAGCGUGACGCUCCAUGACCGCAUCACCAAGUCUCUGCUUCACCUGCACAAGAAGAAGAAACCGCCUAGCAUCAGCGCACAGUUCCAGGCGUCCCUCAAUAAGCUGAUGGAGACUCUUGAUCAAUCAGAGCCGUACUUUGUCAAGUGUAUUCGCUCCAACGCUGAGAAGCUGCCAUUGCGUUUCAGUGACAGCCUGGUGCUCAGACAGCUCAGAUACACAGGUAUGCUGGAAACCGUCCGGAUCCGACAAUCAGGAUACAGCAUCAAGUACACCUUCCAGGACUUUGUGCACCACUUUCAUGUGCUGCUGCCUCGAGACACGAGCCCAACCAAGUCAGGCAUCAGGGAGUUUUUCAGACGGGUCCACCUGCCUCCUGCUGGGUAUCAAGUGGGCAACACGAUGGUGUUCCUGCGGGAGGUGGAGCGUCAGCGGCUUCAGACCCUCCUCCACCAGGAAGUCCUGCGGCGAAUCAUCACACUGCAGCGCCGCUUCAGGGCCGUACUGGAGAGGAAGCACUUUGUUAGCAUGAGGCGAGCCACCUGUGUCAUCCAGCAAUGGUGGCGAUGCUGCCUCCUCAAAGAGUUCACCAUCGACUCGAGUGAUGAGGAGGAGGCGGCGGUGUGUCUGCAGGCGGCCUGGAGGAGCUACAGGGAGCGCAGGAGGUUCCUGCAGUGGCGGGACUCUGCCAUCGUCAUACAGAGGAGCUGGAGAAAUUGCUGUCGUCGAAGAUCUUUGGCAGCUGUAACGGUUCAAACAGCGUGGAGAGGAUUCAGGGAGAGGAACCGCUACUGUCGGACGUACAGGACUGUGACGCAGCUACAGGCGAUGGGCAGGGGAUACCUGGCUCGACUCAGGUUCAGUGAAGUGAAGGAGCAGCAUGAAAGACAGCGACUCAGUAGACAACAGAGUCCACCAGCAGAGAUGGAUGCAGGAACCAUGGAGGACGUCCCCUCAUCAGGACAGGACGGUUAUGUCCAGGAUAUCUCUGGAGAACUUUCUGAAGACUCUAAACCGGUUCUGUUAGACGUGGGAGAGAUAGAAAAGGAAGAGGACUCGGAGCGAAGUAGGAGCAUGGAUGAGACGAGCAAUAAGAACCGGUCAAAACGAGAGAGCAGGCGAAUGAGAGAGCUGGAGCAGGCUCAGUUCAGCUUAGAGCUUCUCAAGGUCCGAACCACCAGUGGGGGAGGUCCUGUGCAAGAAGACUCGCUCCCAGACAGCAGCACCUGUCAGCUGGAAGACCAUCACAGAUAUUCACCCCGGGGAUCUCCAGCUAGUCAAGGAAGUUUUGAACUGCUAAGUGUGGAAGACAUGGAGACUGAAGCCUCUGGAGGUUUUGGUUCCCAGUCGACUGCACCUCAAGAACAUCCCCAAGCACUGGAUAUUCAACUACAUGAGGGGCUAAGAGAUUCAAACUUUAAUGAAAAGCCUGUGAUGGAGCCGCCAAACAAGGCGGCGGGUCCAAGGGCAAAAUUUUAUAUUGCUUCUGACCAAAGUCCAGUUCAUGAACCAAAAUUCGAAAGCCCCAGCAAAUCUUACAAAGAGAGGAGGGAGUCCACGUCUCGAAGGCCUGUAGUGGUGUUGAUCAGUAUGCAGAAGGAGAGCCCUGUGGAGGAAGGGGAGCUGCUGGCAGCCCAAACCCUAGAAGGAGCUUCUGAAACAGGAGCAGCAUCAUCCGGUUCCCAAAUUACCCCUGUUUCAGUCUUGGAAGUAGUAUCAGAGAUGGAACAGCCUCAUGGAAUUGCUACCCGGACCAAAAGAGACGUAUUCGGGGAGGACAAGUCUUCAAACGCCCAUGGAUCAAGUCAAGAAUUGCCAGGUAUUUGCUCCUCAGAGGUGGACAUCCACAUCGUCCUGGAGCCAAACGCCAGUGUUCCCGCUGUUCUCCCCAGUCAACAGGAGAGGAAGGCGAUCCGGCCUGCACAGGAGGCUCCCAGCCCGGUCCUGGACACCAAACCUCCAAAAGCUCAGAAGAAGAGCUCAGCCCAGACUGUGAUUGUGAACAUGGUGGAGAAACCGUCCAACACUGUGUUCUCCCCACCCAGACGCAAGCUACCCUUCUCCAAGUCAGAUAAGGAUUUGGUGAACCAGGAAAGAUCUCUGGCCAUGUACAGAGACGACUCCAAAUCUGCUGGAUCCAGAAACAGAGAGCAGGUGGGCCGCCCCGGCCCCAAAAAGAAAGCGCGAAUGUCCCGGACGCGCUCCGACUUCCUCACCCGCUGUAACUCUGAGGGGGCGACCCAGUCGGACGACGACGAUGAAUACUACAUCCCUGCCCACUCCCACACGUUGCCCCCCUCCCUGAAUCCCCCACACGCCCACCCCGAGGCUGACUGUCACAGUGAUUCCGAGAUGCCAUCUCACAAAGACCAGAAGAAGAUCCAUAAGACCAUGUCAUCAGGAGACCUGGGCAAGGUAGAGGUCCUCAGGAAAACCUCCAGUCAGGAUGGAAGCAGGAUGAGAGGAAAGAUGAGAUUCUGGAGUAAGACGAAGCAUGGCGAGAAGAAACUGUCAAGAGAGAAGCAGGCCAGCAGGAGCGAAGCUGGAGAGACACAAGAAGGCCCCUCUCCUCCUCACAGUCCAGAUUUGGAGGCAGCUCCUUCUCAGGGGGUCAGGGACAGUAAGGAAAACAAGGAGCCAUCUCCUAAGAUGAGAAGGCGUCGCAGUGUGAAGAUCAGCAGCAUCGCUCUGGAACCCACCCAGUGGCAAAACGACUCACUGCACAUCCUCACCUCGGCCCACGACUACCGCAGCAUGAACGACUUCCUCAUGAAGAAGAUCGCUGACCUGGAUUCUGAAGAUGGUAAGAAGGACACCAUGGUGGAUGUCGUCUUCAAGAAAGCAUUGAAGGAGUUCAGGAUCAACAUCUUCAACUCCUACUCCACCGCCCUGGCGAUGGAUGAUGGGAAGAGUAUCCGUUACAAGGAUCUCUACGCCCUGUUCGAGCACAUCCUGGAGAAGUCCAUGCGUCUGCAGCAGAGGGACUGGAGUGAAUCGCCGGUGAAGGUGUGGGUCAACACCUUUAAGGUCUUCCUGGACGAGUUUAUGACCGAGUUUAAGCCCAUGGAGGGAACUAUCGGCAGGGCUCCUAAACGUGAACGCAAGAAAUCGAGGAAGAAGGAAACUGACAUUGUGGAAGAACACAACGGCCACAUCUUCAAGUCCACACAGUACAGUAUCCCCACCUAUUGCGAGUACUGCUCCUCUCUCAUCUGGAUGAUGGACCGAGCCUGUGUCUGCAAACUGUGCCGCUACGCCUGCCACAGGAAGUGCUGCUCCAAGAUGACCACCAAGUGCAGUAAAAAGUACGAUCCAGAGCUGUCGUCUCGGCAGUAUGGCGUGGAGCUGUCUCGUCUGACCAGCGAGGAGCGAACUGUGCCCCAGCUGGUGGAGAAGCUCAUCAACUACAUCGAGAUGCACGGCCUCUACACAGAGGGGAUCUACAGGAAGUCGGGCUCCACCAAUAAGAUCAAAGAACUCCGCCAGGGGCUGGACACAGAUGUGAGCAGCGUGAACCUGGAUGACUACAACAUCCACGUUAUUGCCAGCGUUCUCAAACAGUGGCUUCGUGACCUUCCCAGCCCUCUCAUGACCUUUGAACUGUACGAGGAGUUCCUCAGGGCCAUGGGUCAGCCAGACAAGCGGGAGGUGAUCCAAGGGGUGUAUUCGGUGAUCGACCAGCUCAGCAGGACACACCUCAGCACACUGGAGCGCCUCAUCUUCCAUCUGGUCAGGAUUGCCCUGCAGGAGGAGACUAACAGGAUGUCAGCCAACGCCCUCGCCAUCGUGUUUGCUCCCUGCAUCCUUCGUUGCCCCGACACCAUUGACCCGCUGCAGAGCGUCCAAGACAUCAGCAAGACCACCGCGUGUGUGGAGCUGAUCAUCAACGAGCAGAUGAGCAAGUACAAAGCUCGUCUGAAGGACAUUAACAGUCUGGAGUUUGCAGAAAGCAAAGCCAAGAGCAGACUGACCCACGUCAGGAAGUCCAUGAAACCUGUACUAAUUGCUGUUAGGUUUAUGAGCAUAACCCGCACAGCCACCCCGCCUAACACAGCUAAACUUAAGAGCAAAGCCCGUGUUCGGCAAAGCAGCACCCACACACCCUCGCCUCCUCUCAGCCCCAGGACGCCUCCUGUGGUGGAUGGAGCGAGUGCAGGAGGAGGAGGAGAGGAUGCAGCAGAGGCCGGGCUGAACGAGCAGCAGCAGCUGGCGAUGCAGCAGGAGGAGCGAAUCCUCACCGAGCAGAUCGAGAGUCUGCAGAAAGAGAAGGAGGAGCUGACGUAUGAGAUGUUGAUCUUGGAGCCGCGGGCGUCCGACGAUGAGACUCCCGAAUCUGAAGCAUCCAUCGGCACAGCAGACAGCUCUGAGAACAUCACCAUGGAGACGGAGGGAGCCACCUCAGACCCCUCUGAGCGUGGCACUUAUCGCUCCAGAAAGUCGGACGCAAAGAGCAGACGAGCUUUGCGCCGUCAGCCCGACUCCCAGGACUCUGCGGACUCCACAUCCACCAUUUCCUCCUCCUACCACCCCUCCUCAUCUCUCUCCUCCAAUGCCUCCGGCUCUCCCUCCCCUCACUACAGGUUCCGCUCCUCCUCCUCUGGGCCCCUGCUCACCUCCUGUGGUUUGGGGGCCCCGUUGGCCGAGGAAGAGGGCGGCCACAAAGCUGGUAAGACCCGCCACAGGCUCAGGCUCAGCCGCAGCUCACCACGAGAGCCCUCUGGAAGCCACCGGAGGGAGUCAGACUUCAGCUCGGGGCCACAGCAGCUGGUUCUGUACGGCAGCAACGAGUUCAUGGUGUGAAGCAGAGGAGGGAAGGAACGCCAGCCGCCGCCUGUUCGAGCGCAGGGCGAGAAGGGGAGGAAGGAGAGUCAGGGGUUGAACAAGGCUGGUCACAGGGGAGGUUCGUGCCCAGUGUCGCCUGCUGCCCCUCCUCAGUGCCCACCCCCCUCCUCCCCUGGUCCAGUCAAAGCGGAAAGCUGUGGGAAUAAAAGAAGAGAAGACUGGAAAUGUGACACAGAGGGACAAAGAAAGAGGACUGAUGACUAAUGGCAGACUAAUGUUUGUUGACCCUCUGAUCUCAGUGCUGUUUGACCCCUGCUGGAGCACCAGGGGUCGGUUAGAGGAGAGAGAGAAGAAGGGAAGGACGGGCGGAAAACCCACACCUGCAAAGCCAAAUCUUAUAGUGCCCCAUCUUUAUUUUUUAGCAUGUGGGCAGGUGGUUAAAGUCACCCAGAAGAAAUGUAGCCAUAACGACUGAACUGGCGGACAUUUUGUCUGUAACCAGCGCCAAGCUAAGUCUGCUUUUCACGUUUACACAGGACACACCAGCCAGAGGCUGCAUGCUUCUCCAUCACACUUUUUCCUACGUCAGUUUGAAGAGACUGUACAGAAAUAUGUUACAACUGUAUGUUACAUUAUUAUUAUUAAUAUUAUUAUUAUUAUUAUUAUUAUUAUGUGACACAGGAAAAAAGUGUACAUAGAAAGGAACUCCAGUGCUGCUCGUGGGUCGUUCAUUGUUGAUUAGUCUCUAUUUCCUGUUAUCUAUUUUGCAAAGUGAAGUGUCUGGAAUUCAGGUUCCACUUUUGUUUCUGUGCUGGUUUUACUCGGUUUAUCGUCAUUUUUUUCUCUUUUCCUAUUUCACAAUGAACAGAACCAGUCUCGGGUGUCCUCAUGUUGUACUCUUGAGAAACAAAAGAAGGAAAAGCUGUCAAUCUGCACUCACAGAGCUUCGCAUCUGGUGUCCCCUUUGCUUGACCUGAGGUGUCAAGUGUCAGUCAGCCAUAAGUGUAUUGUAUCUGCGUUUCCCUGCAAGCUUUUUGUUGUUCCCUUCUGUUUUAUUCAGAAACAUCAGUGUUACUACGUCAGGACUUGAAUUUUCUAUGUGUGUGUGUGUGUGUGUGUGUGUGUAUAUAUGUAUAUGUAUAUGUAUAUAUAUAUAUAUAUAUAUAUAUAUAUGUAUGUAUAUAUAUAUAUAUAUAUAUAUAUAUAUAUAUAUAUAUAUAUAUAUAUAUAUAUAUAUAUAUAUAUAAUUGCUGUAUUAUAGGUGUUGUCAUUGAUAUCAAAGAUGUCAUGUUUUUGUUGUCAGUAUUGUUUCAUGGUUUAUUUUUGUUCAGAUGAAAGCCAUUUUUUUCUUUCCUGUCUGUGUGUGUGUGUGUGUCUGUCUAAAUGACUGAGUUGAAUGAAUUCAUGUCACUGUAUCAGCUCCCACUUUGUGCAUGUGUAGUCUUCUCUACACACACAUACACUAUUGUUUCCCCCAAAAAAUGUUCUUCCCGUAAAGGUGAAAAAAGUCUCUGCAACCAGUGACACUAAAACUCACUCAGACUUAUCAAAUGUUUCAUUAGUCUGACUUUAAUUGCACCUGUUGUGAAACUCUUGCACUCACCCACGCUCUCAAACCGUCCACAGUGUCCUCUGAGCCAUCCAGAAUACUCUUCUUCUUCUUCUUCUUCUUCUUCUUCUUCUUCUUCUUCUUCUUCUCUUUUACCAUAACAGUAGCUCUUUCAUCCUCUUCUCUCCCAGCUUUGGCUGUGAAAAGUAGCAUUUAAUCUGCCUGUUAACCAGACAAAAACAAGUAGCAACUAACUCAGACCGUCCACGUGUUUCUGCAUAUUCUUACUCUCUUUCUGUCUCUGUCCAUACAGUAUCAACACAGUCAGUGGAAUAUUCAGUUUUAUUGACCUACUGGGUAGCUUAACAGCAAUGAUCUCUCCUUGCUUGCUGCGUCUGUGAUCAGAUACUGUUGGGCAACCUUUGCUCAGAUCUCACCAAUACAAUCAGUGUUAAUCAACGUUUCCUUGAAGCUGGAAGACUGUGCUGAUCUCAGUUUUAAUGCAGGUGUGGAGACUUGCAGUGUGCUGUCUUUUUACAACAUAUGCUGUAGACCUGUUAAGAAAAAAAAAACUGUUUUGGAGGUGAGCUGAAAGGACAAAACUGAUUCCUGGUCAAAUAUCUUUUAAGUUGAUAUUUGAUGGGAUGGUCUUUGGACAUGUCCAGGCUGUCUGUAUGGCAUUCGGCCAAAAAAAAAAAAAAAAAAAAGACUUUAAAAAAGUGAAUGUACCUGUCACUGGAAGGCAUGCUCUGCUUUCUCUGGUUGUUUUUGUUCCUCUUUUAUACACAGUGUAUGUACUAUUUAUGAUCAUGCUUUUGGGGUGUACAUGGGUUUAAAAGAAUCUGUUAUAAAAGGUGUUAUAAAAGGAUAUAUUAUCCUGUGUACGGUUCAUUAUCUACUAUUAACCAUGGCAACAUUUUAACAGGCUACACUCGGUCUGUCAUGUUUGUGCUCCGAAGCUGAAAAAAAAAGAAAAGCGUGUCUCUUUGUCUGCGCCACUCUGGACACAGUUAUGUAUAAGGUGCAAUUUGUGUUAUAUUUCUUUUUUUAAUGAUACAAACAUGUCUAUGGUUGUAAGGAGAAAAAAAAAGACUUUAUGGGGGAAAUUCAUCUGCUUAUUAAAAAAGCAAAACUGCAGCCAAACACAAA
Messenger RNA from Siniperca chuatsi (mandarin fish), 10830 nucleotides. Its product is annotated as unconventional myosin-IXAa-like. Bases 612 to 8150 code for a protein of 2512 amino acids. Gene Ontology annotation, biological process: intracellular signal transduction. Gene Ontology annotation, molecular function: protein binding; ATP binding; microfilament motor activity. The record is from RefSeq and is a predicted model, not a curated record. The transcript is spliced from 46 exons. Lineage: Eukaryota; Metazoa; Chordata; Actinopteri; Centrarchiformes; Sinipercidae. Gene Ontology annotation, cellular component: myosin complex.